AAUUGUGUCCAAUGAAGGGGAAACUAUUUUGACAUGUUGUUGUUUUGCUGUUACCCACAAAGGUGUUAUCGCGUCUUUGUCGUAAUGAUAUAGAGUUUGAAGCUGAUUGAACUUCGUAAGAAGAGAAAAAAUGCGAUAUUUGGUGGGACAUUUUUAAAAUUGUGACAGUGAAAUCUUUAUUACAAGCUGACAUAAGUUUUAUCUUCUUUUGAUGUGGUUCAGGGGAAGUCCAAGCAGUGUCUUCUUAUUUUAUUGACACAUGAGGAGGAUUAAUCGUUUAAUUUUAAUAUUUCUUCGUAAAAACAGAUGUAAAAUUACAAGAUCGAUAUUCAGUUAACUAAAGGAAUGUCUACAACAACACAUAACAAGUCACAGUCGAAUUCACAGACCUGCGACCUACCACAAGAAGUUAUUUCAUAUAUAUUCAGGUUUCUGGAACCCGUUGAUAUCAGAUCAGCAUCUCUAGUUUGCCAUUUAUGGGCAAAAGCAUCAGAAGACCCGUUACUAUGGAAACAUACUGUGUUCGUCCUAUUUACAAAAUCUGAAGCAUUCUCAGACUACCUGCUUGAUAGUCUCAAGCGACGACGAGUCCAACAUGUCCAAAUGAGGCAUACAGUUACAUUGCCACAGGUAGUGCAAGUUUGUAAACGAUUAGCGGAAAACUUGAGUACCUUGUCACUCCAAGGGUGYCGUUGUGUCAAUGAYGCACUAAUAGAGUUAGUACUAAAAUGUUGUACUCAUUUAACUGCUAUCAAUCUCGGAAGAUGUCGACAAUUAGAUGUAAGUAAAAAGACCCUCUGGUUUGAAAGAUGCAAUGGCAGUCUUAAAAGCGUGACAGUUCUUGAUAUCAGCUGCUGCAAAGGACUAAGCGAUUGGACGYUAUCUCAAAUCCCUGUGUAUUUAACCCUCCUUGAAAGUCUUAGCAUCUCGGGAUGCAAGGAGGUCUCUUUACRCACUUGGACUAACCUUGCAGCAAGGCUUACUUCACUUAGAAAUUUAGAUAUAAGCCGUUCUGAUAUAUCUGAUGAUAUUCUACUUCAGUUUUCACAAGUUCCAUCCCUUAAUCUCAAGUCUAUAAACUUGUCAGCUUGUAAACAACUCACAGACAAUGGUGUUGUAUCAUUGGUUAAAAACCAAACAGGGCUGCAGAACUUAAAGCUGUCUUGUUUAGAUAUAACAAACACUAGUGUGCUUGCCAUAGGGAAAUACUUGGUUGAAUUAAAGUCCUUGGAUUUAAACAGCUGUCGGCAGAUUACAGACUAUGCACUAAUGAGCAGUAGGGCACUCCUAAGAACACUUCAAUUGAUUAAUUUGUAUUCGUGUUAUCAACUGACAAGCAAAGGGUUGCAGAACUUCUUCUCCAUGCCCAAGGAUGGAGUUUCGGAUGCUUUGUCAUUUCCUCUGGAGACAUUGAUUUUGAAUGGCUGUAGCCUAGCAACCGAUGCUAUGAUUAAAAAGUGCUGUCAAGUGUUAAUUAAUCUCCAAGAGCUGGACAUWAGCUCCUGUCUCCACAUUACAGACACAGGACUUCAAUCAAUAACAAAUUCCUUAACAGGACUGAAAGUCUUGAAGAUAAGUUGGUGUGCAAACAUUACUGAUGCUGGUCUGCUGGGAAUGUCAGAUAGCAGUAACCUUGGUGAUGGUCACCAUGGAAACAGUGAYGAUGGUAAAAGUUUCCAUGGCAACAGUAACCAUGGCAACAGUAGCCAUKACAACAGUAAYCAUGACAACAGUAACCAUGACAACAGUAACCCAGCUAACAGUUACCAUGGAUUUAACAGUGUAACUGGUAUAGCAAGGCUGGCUAAUCUUACAUUGCUUGAUGUUAGUCAUUGCACCAGUAUUACAGAUGAUGGCAUGGCGAGUGUUUACACUCUUAAAAAUCUUAAAUCAUUGAACUUGAAUAUGUGUAUGGAGAUUACUGAUGUCACUCUUGUAAGGAUUGCAAAUCACAUGACCAUGCUACAGUCCCUAUCCUUAAAUGGAUGCAAUCUUAUUACUGAUACUGGACUUGUUGCCRURGCAAAAAGCCUUAACCAUCUACACAACUUGGAUGUUUCGAAAUGCGAUCACAUCACUGAUCUCUCUAUUUAUACCCUUGCAAARUAUGCAAAAAAMUUGGUGCAUCUAGAUCUUAGUAUGUGCUGCCAGAUCACGAGUUAUUGUAUUGAUGAACUAGAAGCCAAUGUCCCAGGGCUGGUUUCUCUGCAAUUAAUGUAUUCAGGGGCUAAUGCAAAGUAUUUAUGAGAUGUCUAAUCAUAGUGGGGGGAGGGGGAGGGGGCUGAAGAAGGUUGAAUUAUAGGCCAAAUUUCAUUGGUGCAACUUGUGUCGACAACUUGGUACAUCUAGAGUAAGAAAACGACAUUUGCAUCAUAUGCAAAUUUGCAUCAUUAUGUUUUUGAUAACAUAUUCAGUUUCACAGCUACAUUUCUACGAAAUUAUUAAAAAAAGAUCAUUUUGUAAAGUAAUGCCUUAUCUGUCGCCCAUGUCCCAGAAACUAAUUAUUUUUUUAUGCACGAGCAUAAUAAGAUUGAGAUUCGUAUUUCCAAGAAAUAGGGGUAAAAAUUCCAAUAGGCAUCCAAUAGUCAAUGUACAGCGGCAAAGCAUUGAUGGCAGAUGCAGUUUUUGUACUUUUUAUCAGCCUGUUGAAGUAGUCCCUAGAAGUUGUCUUUUUCUUUGCUUUUAAGAAAACGCGAAAUAGCUUUAAUGGAACUCACAUUUUCCUCUUGUCCCUAUUUUAGUCGCAAUAAUUUUGACUUUUGCGUGGCUUCAAGUUAGUAUAAUUUGUGGUAAUGCGGGAGCAAUCUAUUUCUUCAUGGUCACUGGAGCUGGAUUGUCAAACAAAAUUAAAACUAAAGAAAGCUUAAAGCUAUUAAAGCAUUUAGUUCCAAUGUUUUUGAAAGUUUGRUUUCCUUAAUUUGACAAAUUGUACUUAGUACACAAAUUAUUAAAUAAAUAAAAGAAAGUAGUUAAUAGA
Messenger RNA from Exaiptasia diaphana, 2977 nucleotides. RefSeq names its product F-box/LRR-repeat protein 14. Gene Ontology annotation, biological process: SCF-dependent proteasomal ubiquitin-dependent protein catabolic process. Gene Ontology annotation, molecular function: protein binding. Gene Ontology annotation, cellular component: SCF ubiquitin ligase complex. Lineage: Eukaryota; Metazoa; Cnidaria; Anthozoa; Actiniaria; Aiptasiidae. The record is from RefSeq and is a predicted model, not a curated record. The transcript is spliced from 3 exons. The coding region runs from base 346 to 2247 and encodes 633 amino acids.